CUUUCACAUUGAUUGAGAUUUCGUUGCGCGCCUCAAAGCUCCUUCGACCUCUGGAUCGAUUACUCCCAAGCUUUCAUCUGAUUCCGGUUUCACUUCUCUCAGGCUUAAAUGGGUAAGAAGAAGUCAGACGAGAGUGCUACCACGAAUGGAAAAUAUUCUUCUAAGGAGAAACUUUCAGUCUUGGCCAUUCUUGCUCAGAAAGAUAAUAUACCCAAGAAGGGUUCAUCAUCCAGAGCCAAGACUGCUCCAAAAGAUUCAUCCUACGUUGAUGACUUAGAUUAUCCUCCUCAUGAUGAAGAAGACGAACACGAUGGCUUUUCUGAUGAGAAUCGGGGACCGAUGCAUGCGAUGGGAAAUCAGAAGAGCAAACAAAAGCAACUUGAUUUCUCUGUGACUGAUAAGAAGCAGAAGAAGCUAGAGAAUAAAGAAAGAUUAGCUCUCCAGGCUGCAGAGAUUGCAAAGAGGGAGGCCUUGAAGGAUGACGACCACGACACAUUCACGGUGGUUAUGGGAAGCAAGACCUCGGUGAUUGAAGGAGAAAACACGGGAGAUGCGAAUGUUAAAGAUAUAACGAUCAAUUAUUUUUCCGUCUCUGUUCGAGGGAAAGAACUUCUGAAGAAUGCCUCACUCAUGGUAUCACACGGAAAAAGAUAUGGAUUGGUCGGGCCGAAUGGAAUGGGAAAGUCUACACUGUUAAAGCUUUUAGCGUGGAGGAAGAUUCCAGUUCCGAAGAAUAUUGACAUUCUUCUUGUUGAGCAAGAGGUGGUCGGUGAUGGAACGAGCGCUCUGGAAGCAGUUGUUUCUGCCAACGAAGAGUUGGUUAAGUUUAGGAAAGAAGCUGAAGCUCUGGAAGCUGCAGCUCUGCAGAAUUCGUCUUCUGAUGAUGAUAUUGGAGUAAAGCUGACUGAAGUGUAUGACAAGCUACAGGAGUUGAAGUCAGAUGCUGCCGAAGCGCAGGCGUCCAAAAUUCUUGCGGGGUUAGGUUUUACAAAAGAUAUGCUAGCGAGUCCAACUAAGUUACUCAGUGGUGGCUGGAGGAUGCGAAUAUCAUUGGCUAGAGCUCUCUUUGUGCGACCUACUCUUCUGUUGUUAGAUGAACCUACCAACCAUCUCGACCUGAGAGCUGUUCUAUGGUUAGAGGAGUAUUUGUGUCGCUGGAAGAAUACGUUGGUUGUUGUUUCACAUAAUGUUGAUUUCCUCAACACUGUCUGUACGGAUAUAAUACAUUUGCAUGACCAGAAUCUCCACAGCUAUCGUGGUAAUUUCGAUGCUUUCGAGACUGGUUAUGGUCAGCGACGUAAGGAGAUGAACAAAAAGUUUGAGAUUUACGAGAAACGGAUCAAAGCAGCUAAGAGAUCUGGAAACCAGGCUCAACAGGAGAAGGUAAAGGACUUGGCCAAGUUUUCUGCAGCUAAAGAAGCAUCCAAGCGUAAGGCAAAGGGUAAGGCGAUGGAUGAGGAGGGUCCAGCACCAGAAGCUCCAAGAAAGUGGAGAGAUUAUAGCGUGGUGCUCGAUUUUCCAGAACCAACCGAGCUCCCUCCUCCUCUUCUACAGUUGAUUGAGGUUAGCUUCUGCUACCCCAACAGGCCGGAUUUCAGGCUCUCAAAUGUUGAUGUAGGUAUAGAUAUGGGGACACGAGUAGCGAUAGUUGGGCCUAACGGAGCUGGAAAGUCCACUCUUUUAAAUCUUGUUGCGGGAGAUUUAGUUCCGACUGAGGGCGAAGUGAGAAGAAGCCAGAAGCUGAGGAUCGGCAGGUACUCUCAGCACUUUGUUGACCAGCUAACAAUGGGAGAGACACCAGUUCAGUAUCUUCUUCGUCUGCACCCUGACCAAGAGGGAUGUAGUAAACAAGAGGCGGUGCGUGCGAAACUGGGUAAGUUUGGGCUACCAAGUCACAAUCAUUUAGCUGCAAUUGCGAAAUUGUCUGGAGGACAAAAGGCUAGGGUUGUGUUAGCCUCAAUCUCAAUGUCGAAGCCACACAUUUUGCUUCUUGACGAGCCAACAAAUCACCUGGACAUGCAGACUAUUGAUGCGUUGGCGGAUGCACUAGAUGGGUUCAAAGGAGGAGUUGUGUUGGUGAGUCACGACUCGAGGCUCAUAUCGCGUGUCUGUGAGGAAGAGGAUAAGAGUGAAAUCUGGGUUGUAGACGACGGAGCAGUGACUUUCUUCCAAGGCACAUUUGAUGAUUACAAAGAAGAACUCAAAACAGAAAUCAAAGCAGAGGUUGAUGACUUAACUUCUCUUCAGAGCAGAGGUUGAUGAGUUAAGUUCAUCUCAGGAACUCUAACUCCUCAGGAACAAAAACUGGCGCACCUAACACAUUUAAGCCUGUAGAUACAAUAAACUAUCUUUGACAUAAGCUGGCCUGAAACGACUUCUUAUUAUUACUAUUAUUUAUUUAUUUUUUAAUUAUCUUUGGUGACUAGUUUAACUUUUGUUUUUUGCACUAUUGCUCGAAAUUACUUCACAUGUCUCUGCAUAUGCUCCUCGGAAGCUUGGACAGGGUUUUUAGUUAAUAAAGAUUUGAUUU
This is a messenger RNA of Eutrema salsugineum, 2530 nucleotides long. Its product is annotated as ABC transporter F family member 4. The coding region runs from base 109 to 2259 and encodes 716 amino acids. NCBI's taxonomy places the organism in Eukaryota, Viridiplantae, Streptophyta, Magnoliopsida, Brassicales, Brassicaceae. The transcript is spliced from 2 exons. The record is from RefSeq and is a predicted model, not a curated record. Gene Ontology annotation, molecular function: ATP binding; ATP hydrolysis activity.